Messenger RNA from Dendrobium catenatum, 1014 nucleotides. RefSeq lists its product as uncharacterized. The transcript is spliced from 5 exons. NCBI's taxonomy places the organism in Eukaryota, Viridiplantae, Streptophyta, Magnoliopsida, Asparagales, Orchidaceae. The coding region runs from base 144 to 818 and encodes 224 amino acids. The record is from RefSeq and is a predicted model, not a curated record.
CAUCACCUUACAACAAAUUUCUUUAUCUGGACGGAAUGGAAAUCCACUGGUUCGCACCAAGCUGGCUGGUGUAAAGCGAGCGAAGAAGCGCAGCUCGAAUUUACUUACACUUAUUACUCUGAUUGGCAUUGCUGAAAGAGACAAUGAGAGCAGUCAGCUCUUGCCAUGCCGCUGCCGUUUGCUCUCCGAUUGCUUACCGGAACCCUAGCCUUCGUCCUACUCGCUGCGUCUCCGUUUCUACUGCCAAACCCGAGGUCGACGAUGAGGUCUCAUCCGUGGUUCCGCUCAACCGUCGGCGCCUCAUCCUCCUUCGCCAUGCCGAAAGUGCAGUGCCUGAUAGAUUUCUCAGGGAUCAUGAUCGCCCGUUGAGUAAGACUGGCAGAGCGGAUGCCAUGAGCAUUUCUCACAAGCUCCACCAGAUGGGUUGGAUUCCGGAACUCAUCCUUUGCAGUGAUGCUACUCGGUCAAAGGAAACCCUCAAAAUUAUGCAAGAGUACUCAAAGGAGUUCUCACGAGCUGUGGUUCAUUUUAUGCCGAGCUUCUAUUCCAUUGCAGCAAUGGAUGGUCAGACGGCUGAACAUCUCCAAAAGGUUGUAUGUCAAUACUCAAGGGAUGAGAUCCUUACAGUAAUGUGUAUGGGGCAUAAUAGGGGCUGGGAGGAAGCUGCCUCCAUGUUUUCUGGCUCUUCUAUUGAAUUAAAAACAUGUAAUGCUGCCCUGCUUGAAACUACUGGGGAAUCAUGGAAUGAGGCCUUUGCCUCUGCUGGUUUGGGAGGAUGGAAACUUGAAGGAAUAGUCAGACCAACUUCAGCACAGUAACUGAGGCCAAUAUUUUUGAUGAGUUUUUCUUCAUGUAAUGUUAGGUAGCUUAGCGUGUUGAUGAAUAAAAAAAAAAGAAGAAGGAAGAUUUAUAUGCAAUUAUAGUCAGUCACAUGUGCAGUGACAUUUUGUACUCGGCUCAACCUUACAGAUCAAUAUGUUUUACAAUCUUGGUUGCUCUAGUGUACAGAAUAAA